AUGUCCAAAGCUGUGUAUAUUGAGCCUAUUGACGGCAAGCCCGGCAAGCCCGGCCAGGUCUACUACCCCCUCACUGUACGCACUGUCCCGCAGCCAACCCCUAGAGGUCGCGAGCUUCUCGUGAAGCUCACAGCGGCUUCGCUGAACCACCGCGACCUGUUCCUUCGCCAGCACCUCUACCCGGGCGUGACAUUUGAUGUGCCACUCCUCGCCGAUGGUGUGGGUGUGGUAGUCGGCGCAGGACCCGAGGUUUCCGACUCGGGGAAAUGGCAGGGCAAGCGUGUUAUUUUGAAUCCAGGCGUUGGUUGGAAGGACUCGCCUGACGGGCCUGAGGAGGAGGCCGGAUACCGUAUUAUGGGAGGUACGAAGGUCUAUGACAAAGGUACUCUGCAAGAGUAUAUCGCGAUCGAGGAGUCUGAGGUAGAGGAGGCGCCGGAGCACCUCUCGGAUGCGGAGGCUGCGGCUUUGCCCUUGACUGGAUUGACCGCUUGGCGUGCCUUGGUGACGAAAGCUGGCGAGCGAAACUCAAAAGAUGGUGCUGCUGUGCUAGUCACUGGCAUUGGAGGUGGCGUGGCCCUGAUGGCGCUCAGGUUUGCGGUUGCCAGGGGCGCACAUGUCUUUGUGACUAGCUCGAGCCAGGAGAAGAUUCAAAAGGCCGUCAAGUUGGGCGCGAUCGGCGGUGCCAAUUAUAAGGAACAGGGUUGGGAAAAGAAGUUGCUUGGCAUGCUGCCUGCUGGAAAAAAGACAUUCGAUGCUAUUAUCGACGGUGCUGGUGGUGACUCCGUGGAGAAAGCUGCGAAGUUGCUCAAGGCUGGAGGUGUCUUGUCAGUCUAUGGAAUGACCGUCUCGCCUAAAAUGCCCUUCUUGAUGCAGGCUGUGCUGAAGAACAUUGAUGUGCGUGGCUCCACUAUGGGCUCUCGCCUGGAGUUCAAGGAGAUGGUAGACUAUAUCAAGGCAAAGAAGAUCCACCCAGUCGUGUCAAGAAGCGUGCAGACCAGUAUUGAUGACUUGGCAACUAUUGAUGGCUUGUUCGAGGAUAUGAAGAACGCAACGCAGUUCGGAAAGCUGGUCAUUGAAUUUGGAAAGGCCUCGAACUCGAAGCUGUAA
Molecule: messenger RNA, 1107 nt
Organism: Penicillium chermesinum
Lineage: Eukaryota; Fungi; Ascomycota; Eurotiomycetes; Eurotiales; Aspergillaceae
Exons: 2
Coding region: 1-1107 (368 amino acids)
Molecular function (GO): oxidoreductase activity
Source: RefSeq, a predicted model, not a curated record